Myxocyprinus asiaticus (Chinese sucker) is the source of this 4302-nucleotide messenger RNA. Its product is annotated as coiled-coil domain-containing protein 85C-B-like. Bases 344 to 1546 code for a protein of 400 amino acids. NCBI's taxonomy places the organism in Eukaryota, Metazoa, Chordata, Actinopteri, Cypriniformes, Catostomidae. The transcript is spliced from 8 exons. The record is from RefSeq and is a predicted model, not a curated record. Gene Ontology annotation, cellular component: apical junction complex.
GAGGAAGAACCGAACACGAGACUCCGUGCAUUCACACGAGUGAGGAGUCAUAACAUUUAAUCGGAUCUUUCGAGGUCCCGCUGCCUCUCAGCAUUAAUGGAUGCGUGAUUUUAAAUGCGUACGAAAUUUAAAGCUGUUAUUCUUGCAAUGUUGCCAUUUAAGGAUUUUUUUCUACCAAAAUUCAUCGCUUCUUUUUAAACGAUGCUCGUGGACUUAUAUAUGAAGGCAUGCAUUAUUGCGAAGUUGUGGAUUGCGCUGGGAUUGAAACACAACACCAUGUUGGAUCUGAACCUGCACUGUGUUCUGUGUUGAAUAUUUCUCUCUGAAACACUCUGUGAGAGUCAUGAUGGCUAAGCAUUGUCAUAGUGAUGAACUGAGUAAGAUCCCUGACGAGGAUCUGCUCAAAUGGAGCAAAGAGGACUUGAUCAAGAAACUGAGAAGAGUCGACGGUGAGAAGAUGAGCCUGAUGCUUGAACAUAGCAACAUGAUGAAGGAUGUCAACCGCAGACUGCAGGUGCACCUCCACGAAAUCCGUAAUCUAAAGGAAAUAAACCAGAAACUGCAGGAUGACAGCCAGGAGCUCAGGGAGCUCUGCUGCUUUCUGGAUGAUGAUAGGCAGAAAGGCAAGAAGUUGUCACGGGAAUGGCAGAGGUUUGGGAGAUAUACAGCGAGCGCAGUGUGGAAGGAGGUAAGCACCUAUCAGCAGAAACUCAAGGAACUGGAGGUCAUCCAGGAGAGCGUUCUGCGGGAGAAUGCAGAACUAAAGGAGAUCAUUCUCAUGUUGGAUGAAGAUAUGAAUGGAGCUGGAUCUAGGAGUUCCAUUGACAGCCAGUCCAGCCUGAGCAACCUCAAUGGAGGCUCUGGUACUGUUAGAGAUGUUGGGGAUGGGAGCAGUACCUCCAGUGGUGGAAGUGCUGGCAGCCCAGACCACCAUCAUAACCAUAUACACAAGGCUGUAGAGACCAAGAUAGGCACCAUAAGACGUUCGAUGGAUGAUCUCUCAGCUCCACAUCACCACAGGAGUAUUCCCAAUGGACUCAAUGAUGCAUCCUCAAACUAUAUUCAGCAGUUGGAAACCAAGGUCCGCAUUCUAGAGGACAAAAACAACAAACUUCUGUCACAACCCUGUGGUCGUUAUAGUUUAUCAAAGAUACCCAUGAAGUGUAAUCCUGGAGACCUGCGAGCCCUUCGGAAGGGCAUGACCCUCUACCACUCAGAAUCACAGCUGUCCUCCCUCCCCCAGCGCCAGGAAGCCCUGCUUAAUGGGACAGGAAGGCUACAGGCCAGCGAGUCUUCCCCCUCCACAGGGUUUCUCUCAUCUGUACAGAAACCUGGGGCUGUGGUCCAUGCCAUGAAGGUUCUGGAGGUCCAUGAUAAUCUGGACAAGCAGCUUCUAGAAGAAAAUGAGGAAGACCUAAGUGAGAAAGAAAAGGCUAUAGUGCGAGAGAUGUGCAACGUGGUGUGGCGUAAGCUUGGCAAUGCGGCAGGAUCAAAGCCAUCCAUCCGACAGCAGCUCGCUGGGAAUCAGCACAAAGGUCCUCUAUAGCAGCUCCAAUACAUGAGGAACAUCCAUCUUUCUCUUCAUCCACCAUCAAACUCCAGCAGGGAAAAACUCAGAAACUGAUCCCAUCAACAAUGAGGAACACAUACACUGUCUUUCAACUUGGGAUAAAUGCAAAAAUCACUUUUUUUUAGAUGGUAGAUAUGCUUAAUACAAAUUAAGCUCAGUCGAUAGCAUUUUUUGGCAUAAUGUUGAUUACCAACAUUUAUUUCGACCUGUUCCUGCUUUUCUUUAAAAAAGACAAAUUUGCAAAUACAUUAUGGCACUCACAAUGGACGAGUCAAAAUCACUUUUUUUGGUAGUCAACAUUGUGCCGCAAAUUCUGUUGAUUGAGCUUAACUUGUAUUGAAUAUUCCUUUAAUAUUCAGAGCAAUAAUAAGCAUUGAAUUAACGUUGUUUCAUCAUUGAAGGGAUAGAUCAGCCAAAAAUGAAAACUCUGUCAUCGUUUACUGAGACAUGGCAGAAUGUCAGCCUCAGUCACCUUUCACUUUUAUUGCUCCUUUUUCCUCCAACAUUCUGCCUAACAUCUUUUUUGUUUCAUCAAAGAAAAUCAUACGGGUUUGGAACAACAUGAGGGUGUGUAAGUGACAAAAAAACAUUUUUUUUCUUUUUCAUUUUCCAUUUAAAAAAUAUUUGUUGUUCUUUAUGGAUCUCAUUUGAUACAACUGGCAGCUUGUCAUAUUCAGUCGGCUUGCCUCAUCUUAAUUACCAUUGUGCAAAACAGUGAUAUACUGUAACUUAAUUUGUCCUGCCAAUCUUCUAAACUAAGUUUGGUUCACUAAACUGUAGUUUACUCCUUUCAGUACAAAGUGGGAGAUGGCACAUUCAGAAAACGCCCAAAUCACUCCACUGUGUAAUGGUGACCUUCCCUCCUGUGCAUCAGAAAUAUACAUUACAGAAAUGACUCUGAAAAAUAGUGUAAGAUGUGUAAAAAAAAAAAAAAGAAAAGAAAAAAAAGGAAACCUUAAUCACUUUAUUGUUUUGUCUUUUUAAUUGUUUUAACCUUUUUCUAGUUGCUGUUUUUAGUAAGACAACUCAAUAAUAUAUGGAGUUUCUUAAAAGUGCAACACUUUUUAGAUGAUACAACAGCUCUUUGUUCUAGUUGUGUUAUGAAGCAAAAUGGCACUCAACCAAAAUCCAUUGAUUUUUCUAUGUUUAAGAUGUCAUAUUUUUAAACAGUGUGCUGUGCAUGCUUGACAAUCACGUCUCUCAGGUCUGGGAAUGACACGAGUACAUCAUAAUGUGUUAAAAACGAUAGAUUUGUCUUUUUCCAGCCCUUCUUUGUAUAUUAUAUCCUUGCUUACAAUCAGUUGAAAACAACUGUUGACACUUGCUGAAUCUGUUUUAAUUAACCUGUUACCAGUCAUGACUAACAUUUUGACAGAAAUCAUUGUGGUAACCUAAUUGUGAAGGAAUUGGACUUUUAACACAGAAUCUCUGUGGUUCAAACCUUGGGGAUGACAGUAGGAGACAAAGGAGAAUUCAUCUUAAGGCCUUAAAAUGUGAUCAAAAUCCUUCCAUUGUGCUCUUGAGCAAGACGCUUAACUGGUUGUUGCAGGGGGACUAUUCAUCUCUGCAAUAAGUAAAUUGAUUGGGAUGAAAAACUCUUAAUUGGCUAAAAAAAACAAGCAUUCCAUACUUGUUAAACAGCAAUCAAGGUUUGGAUACAGCAAGUGAAGUUUAGCUAAUUCAAAUGCAUGCCAGUGCCAGUUUAGCUUAAGCGAGAGUGUCUUCUCAGAACUUUCUGGUAUUUUUUUGUUUUUUUACUGUUUUUUUUAACUAUACUAAGCUAAUCAAGUCCUUAAACAGGCAUACUCGCAAAUAAAGCAGGUUAUGUUGGAAUGGAAUACUAGCUUAAUGUUUACUGCAUACUGCGCAUAAUAGGCGAAUACUGCCUAUUAUUAUAAUAAUAAUAAUAAUAAUAGGCCUACUAUAUGUGGUAAACAUUAUGCAACAAUUAAAAUUUCAGUAGUAUGUUACAUUGUUGUCUUAUGAGUUACAUGCAUGUUUGAUUCAGGGAGUGGCGCCCAGUUCAUCAUCUUCUUAGAAACAAAUAUGAUUAGUUUGCAUCAUUCAACUUUUGGCAUUAUAAUAAAUGAUCCAAAGAAAAGAAUUCAGCUGUAAUUACUUCUGGAUCAUUCUACAUGCUGGAAAAGGAAGGUCAAGUCAAGAACAUUGCAUUGAAAAUAGAAGAGUUGUAUGGUAGUAUGUUAUUCCGAACAUAGCCAACAAGUCUGUUGGUUAAAGGGUGAAGUAUGGUGAGAGGAGUUAACAUGGCUCUUUAAACACAGAUCACUCAAGUGUUUUAUCUUUAAGGGAGAGUGCAUUUGAUGGUUGGCUUUAGUUUGAAUUGACCCACCUUACACACACAUGAGAUGUUGCCAUUGUUCUUAAUGAAAAGAUUUGCAAGCAAAUCCAAUAGAUAAAGUGCCCUUCCUCUUAGGAAACGGCCUGAAUACAAAGCCAUUUUUUUUGGAUGCAUUUUUUUAUUCAGCAUGUGCUGCCUGUUUUAUUCAUGGAGUUUUAUGUGAAACCUAUGCGCCUGUACCCAGUGUUGUUUUAGUCUGUGUAAAAUCUUUGAUGUUUAUCUUGUCUUCAGUGUUAAUAUCAUGUCUUGUAAGAGCGAGCAUGAGUGCUGAAUCUCUCUACAAGCCAGGAGAGAUCAGGUAUUUUAUGCCAAACAUGUAAAGAAAAAGUUGUAAAAAUUGCCCAAUUUUGUCAAUAAAAACCCUAUUGCUUUA